Nematocida homosporus is the source of this 1587-nucleotide messenger RNA. RefSeq lists its product as uncharacterized. NCBI's taxonomy places the organism in Eukaryota, Fungi, Microsporidia. Gene Ontology annotation, biological process: protein deubiquitination. Bases 1 to 1587 code for a protein of 528 amino acids. The transcript has a single exon. The record is from RefSeq and is a predicted model, not a curated record. Gene Ontology annotation, molecular function: cysteine-type deubiquitinase activity.
AUGGAUCUCGAAUUAAGUAAUCCUAGCGUAUAUCGCAGAAUUAGAAGUGUGGUUGGGUUUGGCGAUACUAGCGAGGUUGCAAUGAAGCAAACUAAUGGGUUACAUCCUCAAGCAGUUCCUAUACUGAUAGGACUUGCUGGAUUGAUUUUGCUAUUAGCUGGCGGUUAUUUGCUCUUAAAGAUACUAUCAGAUCGGGAAAUGGUGAAACCGACUCAUUAUACAAAUAAUAGACUCCAUUAUAGCCCAAUUCCGUUGUCACCAAUUAGCCAGCAACAACCCGUUUACACGUCACAACAUUCACCGCCAAAUCCUCUAUCUCCGAAUGUAAUGACAUUUUCUCUACCACCCCCCUCACAAUCCCCCGCUACAAUCAGCAGCUCAGCACCUAAUCUAGCUCCACUCCCAAGCCUCAAAGAUAGACUAGUUGGUUUGCCCAACGGCUACAACAUUUGUUAUAUGAACGCCGGCCUGCAGAUACUGUUUAGUAUACCAGAGCUUGAAGAGGUGAUGGAUAAUUACAUAAAGCCGAUCUUUAACGAUCCACAAACUAGAACGCUGCUCCAAGCCCAUCAGGAUAUUCGUGCGGAAGCUAUCCUGGACCAGCCGAUAGAAGAGGUAAAAGAGCGAAAACAGGCUGCGUUGGCGGAAGAGUUAGCCCGAUUUAAGGCUUUUAUAGAGCUGUUCAAUUACAUCAAAAAGGAACCCUAUAUCGAUCUCAAGAUUCUACGCUCGAAAUACUUACUUCCACUUGCCCAGGCUAUCAAUGUGGCUGAUAUAAAAGACAUAGGCGAUGCCAAAGAAGCACAGGAAAAGUUGAUAAAUCCAAUGAUCGAUUGCCUGAAUCUGCUAUCUAUCCCCCUACCCGGCCAUUCAAAAAUCGAUCUCAACCAAAAGGCCGCAGAAGCUACAGCGCAGCUAAAUCGUCUUUUCACAAUGACUUUGCAAGAGAUGCAGCCUAUACCUACCGAUGAUGGCAGCACUCUUUAUAUACCAACUGCAGUUCCAUAUGAUGCCCAAUUUUUCACGGGCUAUCCACCGGACCUUGUCCAACCGGCAGCUGCGACUCAAAAAGGUGGUAAGCCAAGUUCUAUUACAGAUUGUAUAGUCGAGAAACAGAAACUGGGAACCUGCAUUAUUAAACUGCCCGAAUAUUUGCGCAUUGAUCCUGUAUACUUUGAUGGGUAUGGUAGUGUAUACCAAAACUACAUCAAUGUUCCUCUCUCUAUUGCUGAGAAGGAUAUAGUCCUAAGCACGACCCCGGACGCCGUGCGAACAGAUGCCACGUAUGAACUAACUUCCUUUGUCGAGUACCAGGAGUACGGGGAUAUUGGUCAUUUUGUGGCAUAUACUAAGAAGCAUGGCAUGUGGUAUCAAAUCAACGACAAUAGCAUUCUAGAGUGUGGCCCUGAUAUAACUAAACAUCCGCUAAUAAAGCCAUACCACGUGCGCACCCACAAUCCCGAUGGGAAUCGCAUCAAUAGUCUUAUCUACAAGCGAGUUACCCAGCCCGAAUCAGAGCUCAACACAAGCCCAGAGCUCACUAAACCGGCAUUGGAGACCCCUACUGGCCGCCGAAACACACAGUAG